This is a messenger RNA of Coffea eugenioides, 1987 nucleotides long. RefSeq lists its product as uncharacterized. The record is from RefSeq and is a predicted model, not a curated record. The transcript has 5 exons. NCBI's taxonomy places the organism in Eukaryota, Viridiplantae, Streptophyta, Magnoliopsida, Gentianales, Rubiaceae. The coding region runs from base 507 to 1793 and encodes 428 amino acids.
UUAAGCUUGGGUCUGAAGAGAGUACCACGACGAGCACUAGAUAGGAGGAACCAGCGCACCAUAACGGGAAUGGGAGGGCAGAUUCCGAGUCAAAAUCGAUAGAAGCGGAAGAAGAAGAAGAACAACCUCCGCCCCCACAAUAACAAAAUCUUAAUAUAUAGCAGCAUUAAUAUAUAUUGCAGUACAGACAAACAUCGCUUGCUGGUCUUCGUUUGUUUGAUGGUGUUAUUUGUUUCAAACGUGUACUUUUGUCUCCCUCCUGCUGCUGCUGCUGCUGCUACUACUUUGUAGCAGCAAGUCCAGCCACGCUUCUCUUCCAGUCUCCACCCAGUCUUCACUGCUAAAAGCUCCAAAAAUUAGGGCUUUUUCGCCCUCGCCCUCCGCACCGCCAACCUCUCAUUCUUUGCCUUGCUCUCUGGAUUUGUUUCCGCGUUCUGCAUUUCAGGUGAUUAGAAGGAUUUAAAAGAUUUGAUUCCCAUGCUUGUGCCUCAACGUUCUGUGGCAAAAUGGAUUUCCUCAAAAUGAAGAAGUUUAUUAGAUCCCAAAAACCGAGCCUGGAAAUCAAUGCCAGGGAUAAGACUCUCCCUCAGCCAGAGGAGCCCAAGGAUAAAAAUGUUGACGAUUUAGACAAGGCAGUUGAUGUUGAUACCAGCAGUACAGAGGCUGAGGAUGAUGACGAUGAUUUCAUCACUAAUGAGGUCAAGCGGAGGUUGAAAGAACUUAGAAGAAAGAGUUUUAUGGCGUUAAUACCUGAAGAGGCAUCGCCAGAGGAUGGGGAAGAUGUGGAUGAAGAAGAAGGAGAUACCAGCUCUAGUGAGUGGAGGGAUGUACAAGCUGAAGGACAACAGUUCUGGUCAAUUUUUGAUGCCUUGUAUGAUACCUACUCUGAGCGAAUGCUGUUCUUCGAUAGAUUAAUUGCUCAGCAGUUGCAUGAAGUUGAUUCUCAUGUUCCUUCGAGCCCUUCACCCAGAUCCUCAUUGAAAAGGCUAAGGUCUCCCUUUAAAUGCUUAUCUUUGAAAACGGUUAAAGAACCUGAAGGUGAAAUGGAGUACCUGCAGCCGCAAGCAAGUGAUCCCUACGAGGACCUUGAAACAGCAUAUGUAGGUCAGACGUGCUUGACAUGGGAAGCUCUUCACUGCCAGUACACUCAAUUGAGCCAAAAAAUUUCUUGCGGACUUGAAACUUCCACCUCUUACAAUCAGAGUGCUCAGCAAUUUCAACAGUUUGAGGUUCUACUGCAAAGGUUUAUUGAAAAUGAGCCAUUUGAGCAGGGUUCAAGGCCAGAAAUUUAUGCUCGAAUGAGAAAUUCUUUGCCUAAACUGCUUCAGGUUCCAAAAGUCCAAGGCUCAGAUCAGAAAAGCAUGGACGAAGAGUCAGAUUUGCAUGUGCUUGCCCCAAAUCUGAUUACUAUAAUUGAGAGUUCGAUCCUGACUUUCCAUCAAUUUCUGAAAACGGACAAGAAAAAAUCAGGUGGUGUGCGGAGUGUUUUUGGAAGUCAGGACCAGAUGGUUACUCCUCUUCAACAGAUUCAAUCUUCUCUUGAGAAGAAAGCAUUGAAACUGAAGGAACAGCGGAAGAGGACAAAGAGCUGGAAAAAGAAAGCAUGGCCCAGCAUAGCAGAGGAUGUGGAUCUAUUGCUUGGCACCAUUGAUGUCAAAGUGUUGUCUAGGGUUGUAAGAAUGGUGAAGAUGAGCAAGGGGCAGUUGUUUUGGUGUGAAGAAAAGAUGAAAAGGAUUGACUGCUGCGGCGGGAAGCUGGAAAGAGACCCCUCCCCCAUUCUGUUUCCUUGCUAGUUGGUUAAGAAUCUAGAAUGCUUUGUGCACUAGUUGCUCCUGGACGACCAACUCCUUUCGUUUCUUGUUCUUUUUGUUGAAGGAUUUCUUAGGAUGAGAAAACAACUGGAUGUAUAUUAGUAAGUAAAUUGAAGGUUUAAGUUAUAAUAAUUAGGCUAAAAGAUGAUUGCUAUUUCGCGAUCAGCAAUUAUACA